Messenger RNA from Penicillium canariense, 1482 nucleotides. RefSeq names its product ribosome biogenesis protein LTV1. The record is from RefSeq and is a predicted model, not a curated record. Bases 1 to 1482 code for a protein of 493 amino acids. The transcript is spliced from 2 exons. Lineage: Eukaryota; Fungi; Ascomycota; Eurotiomycetes; Eurotiales; Aspergillaceae. Gene Ontology annotation, biological process: ribosomal small subunit export from nucleus; ribosomal small subunit biogenesis. Gene Ontology annotation, cellular component: cytosol; preribosome, small subunit precursor; nucleus.
AUGCCGCCCCGCCAGUGGAUCGAUAAGAAGAACGCGAGCACCUUCCAGCUCUUCCACCGUUCCCAACAUGACCCGUUGAUCCACAACCCCGAAGCGGAGGACAGAAUCCUGCACCAAGUUCGCGGUCCUGCUCCUGCUCCUGCUCCUGCUUCCUCUGCUGCAUCAACGACCUCGCAGAAGCCCUCUCGAAAUCUCCUCGAUCUCAAGUCUGAAUUCAACGAUGAGGCAAUUCGCCGCAACGAGGGCGAGGCCGCGAACUAUGGCAUCUACUACGAUGACUCGCGGUAUGACUACAUGCAGCAUUUGCGUGACCUUGGCGCUGGCACGGGAGACUCAUACUUCGUGGAGGCCAAGGCUGAAAAAGGCAAGGCCAAGGCGAAGGGCAUGAAGUUGGAGGAUGCGCUGCGCCAGGUCUCCCUCGAUGAGUCGCAAAGUGCCUACGGGUCGGAAUAUGGCGACAUGCGCUCAACUGCAACGUCAUAUAUCCGGAAGAAGACGUACCAAGACCAACAGAACGUCCCCGAUGCGAUUGCUGGUUUCCAGCCAGAUAUGGAUCCCCGACUACGAGAGACCCUCGAGGCUCUGGAGGAUGAGGAAUAUGUGGAUGAUGACGAUGACAUUUUUGGCGAGUUGACAAAGGGAGGAGAGGAGAUGGAACAGGGUGAUUGGGAGGAUACCAUGUUUGACCAAGACGACUAUGACGAAGGAUGGGAGUCGGACGCUACUGAGAAGGCACCAGUCCAGACAGACAGCACUGACGCCCUGCGACACACCGAGGAGGCGGCAUCAGAGAAAGGCCCUGCCCCCGAUCUCGAGCCUGAUGAAAUGCCCGAGCCCGAUGUGCCCGCUCCAGAUAUGCACCCAGAGGAUCAAGGAUGGAUGCAGGAGUUUGCCAGGUUCAAGAAGGACGCCAAGGUCGGCAAAACUGCCGCACCCGCGGCACCAACAAUUACGCCCUCCGAGCAGCGUACUACGGCAUCUACUGCCUUUACAGCUGGAGGUACUCCGAUUCGUCGGAAGAAGCGCAAGGGUGCCUUGACGAACCCGUCCGCCUACUCGAUGACCUCAUCUGCGUUGGCUCGUACCGAGGGCCACCGCCUCUUGGACGACCGAUUUGAAAAGGUCGAGGCCCUCUACUCUCUCGACGAGGAGGACGAAUAUGAUGACAGCAUGUCUAUGGUUAGCGGGAUGACUGGAGCUACUGGUAUGACAGGCAUGUCCACCGCGUCGUCCCAGGCGCCCAGCCUUGUCGACGGGAACGGCGCAGCACUCUCGCGCAGCGACUUCCACAGUGUCAUGGACGACUUCCUCUCUAACUGGGAUGACAAUACUAGUGCUCAGGCUAAGCGUAAGGGUGCUAAGAACAAGCGUGGCAAGAACGGUAAUGAGGCUAUUGGCAUUCGCAUGCUUGAUGAGGUGCGCCAGGGCCUUGGCCCAGCUCGGUUCUCGGCUGAUAGCGGCAAGGUCCCUGGGCGAGCUUAG